Molecule: messenger RNA, 4067 nt
Organism: Oncorhynchus gorbuscha (pink salmon)
Lineage: Eukaryota; Metazoa; Chordata; Actinopteri; Salmoniformes; Salmonidae
Product: protein MTSS 2-like
Exons: 15
Coding region: 919-3357 (812 amino acids)
Biological process (GO): cell projection assembly; plasma membrane organization
Cellular component (GO): cytoplasmic side of plasma membrane; actin cytoskeleton
Molecular function (GO): actin binding; phospholipid binding
Source: RefSeq, a predicted model, not a curated record
CAGUUCAUACGAUGUCUGAUAAACUCUGCAUUGCGGUUAAUUUCUUAUUUUAUUUAUUUGUAGAGAUUAAUGGCCUCAUUGUGAUGUUUUAAUCACAUUAGCAUUUACAUUGAAUUAAAAUAGCCAUGUUCUUGUGAUGCUUGUAAAUCCGAAUCAUACUUGCUCCACCCAAGUACCAGGCGGAUCUUGGGAAAUAUGUCAUUUGGAGCGCGCACGGUGGUGGUAGCAACCUUCUUAUUAUAGCUCAAUGGCAGAAACACACAUCAGCAAACUCAAAGGAUACGUGGAUUCUCAUUGAAUGAUUGUAUGGCUCGUGGCUGGGUGAAAGCCCAUGGUGACACACAUUUACCAACAAACUGAAAUCGCAUAAGAGGACAGAUGAUUCGACACGAACAUAAUUAUUUUCAUGGGACACAGAGAUGCUUCUUUUUGUUUGUAUUUGCUGACUACUGAAUGAAUCAUUGAUCACGGACUGCUAGUUAGCAGGCAGAUAUUCCGGAAUUUCUGGCCAGCUGCAUUGCCAAGGUCCUAUAGGUAUUUGGAUUGGCUGUGGUUGUAACUAUAACAUACUAGGCUCGGAUACAACAAUCAGGUCAAUUGGACGGAUUACCAUUCUAGCUACAUUCAUCCAUUCCAUGUUUACUCGGAGGUGUAUCAAAUUGGCUGGCUAGUUAACGAGCUAGCUAGCCAAACACACCGAGUCGGGACGGGAUUAUAAUAUUCCACGUUGCUAGCUACUGUAUUGUUUCCCUCCAGGAAUUUGGAUUUAUUUUACUAGAACAUUAACAGUACUUCGCUAUAUAUAUCUUUGGGCCAAUCCCUUUGAAACUUUACACCGAGAUUUCCAUCAACAGCUAUAUUUAUAAACGAAUGAAUUUAAAAGCUGCAACAGCUAGCUAGUGUUGUUCGAUUUGGAAAAUGGAUGCGGGUAUUGAAAAGGAAUGCAGCGCUCUGGGAGGGCUCUUCCAGAUCACCAUGAACGACAUGAAGGCUAGUUAUCCAGCCUGGGAGGACUUUGUAACCAAAGGUGUUAAGCUGCAAUCCCAGCUAAGGGCAACCGUCAUUGUCACAAGCUCUUUCCUGGAUGCCUUUCAGAAGGUUGCAGAUAUGGCGACUGGAACAAGAGGGGCGACAAAAGAGAUUGGCUCAGCCUUGACGAGAAUGUGCAUGAGGCACAGAAGCAUAGAGUCCAAACUGAAGCUCUUCACCACGGCACUAACAGAUACCCUGAUCAACCCCCUGGAGCUGAAGAUUGAGGAGUGGAAGAAGGUGGCCAGUCAGUUGGACAAGGACCAUGCCAAAGAAUACAAGAAGGCCAGAGCAGACAUAAAGAAGAAAUCCUCAGAUACAAUCAAGCUGCAGAAGAAGGUUAAGAAAGGAAAGGACGAGGUGCGCGGGCAGCUGGACAGCGCCCUGCAGGAGGUGAACUUACGCUAUGCUGUGCUGGAGGAGACUGAGAAGAGGGCCGUGUGCAGGGUGCUCAUCGAAGAGAGGGGCCGUUACUGUGCCUUUGUCAGCAUGCUCAAACCUGUGCUGGAUCAUGAGAUUAGCAUGCUGGGAGAAGUGACCCACCUGCAGACCAUCCUAGAAGACCUGAGCAGCCUGACGGCCGAGCCCAGCAAACUGCCCCUCGCCAGCGAACAGGUGAUCUUGGAUCUGAAGGGAUCUGAAUACAGCUACAGUUACCAGACGCCUCCUGCCUCCCCCAGUAACACGCUGUCCCGCAAGAGCAGCAUCAGCAGUAACUACAACUCUAUUAGGUACGUCCCCUCUCUGGACUCCAUCGCUACCUCGGUGGACAGCAUUCACCUUUGCCUGCCCUCCAUGGACCCAGCACAGCGCCGCUCGCCCAGUCCGUUGGCACGCUUUGAGGGCUGGGACGGUACCGCACACUCCCUCAGCGAGGGCAACUCGCCAACCAUCUCCGCCUGCUCUGGUGCCCACCGCACCCAUGUCCGCUCUGCCAGCCAAACCAGCCACAGAGACACCACUGAGUUGAGCGGGCCGUGGUCGGGGCAGAUCGGGCCGGGCACAGAGAAUGGCAUGGCCAUGCCCCCUCCACACAACGCCUACACACAGCACGGAGAGAGAGCGCGCACCAUGUCCACAUCCGGAAAGCUGACCCUGACCCUGGGCGGUGGGCUCAACUCGGAGGCCCCCCACACCAGUCGCGACUCCCUCCACUGCUCUAGUGGCUACAGCACGCAGACCACCACGCCCUCCUGUUCCGAGGACACCAUUCCCUCCCACGCUGUAAAGAAAGAACCAACUCUUUAUGACUACGACUACAUCUCCCUGCACGGGGGCGAGGAGUUGCACCACAGCCCGCCCGACUUCGACAAGUCCUCCACCAUCCCGCGUAACAGCGACCUCAGCCUGCAGUACCGCAAGAUGUUUCAGAGCAAGCGGCCCGCCUCAACCGUCAGCCUGCUCGCUGAGCCCGAGCCGCUGGGCCUGCGCCAGAUGCACACUGCCACCAUCCGCCGCAAGCCCUCAUCCAAGCCCACCUACCGCCGUGGCACCAUCAGUGGUGGCGUACCUAUCCCUAUCUGCACCCCCCAGGUUCCCUUCAAAGCCUUGGGGGGAGGUGUAGGUGGAGGCAACGGUGGUGGAGGGGGGAAGAGCGGGAGCGACGAGAAUGUGGGGCCUCCAGAGAGCAGUGUGGGGAAGGGCGUGAUUGGCAUGAGCAGGACGGUGGACCACGAGUUGGUCCUCGCCAAGCACAGUCUGUGCACUUCCACCCAGAGCCUGAGCACCAUGCCCUCGCAUCACUCAUUAUCCACGUCGCCCUACUACUCUCUGAUCCCGGGCCAGGCGCCAGUGCCCGUGGGCAGCUCAGAGCAGCUGUACCAGCUGAGCAAGCAGCAGCAGUACGCCCUGCACCAGCAGCAGCAGAAGCAGUACCAGCACCUGCAGUACAACCAGCAGCAGCAGUUCCAGCCACCCCAGACACAACAGUUGCAACCAGCAGCCCAGACACAACAGCAGUUUCAACUACAGCAACAACAACAACUACAGCAGCAGCAGCAACAGUUACAACAACAGCAGUACCAGCAGACACCACAACCGCAACAGCAGAAGCUCCAAUAUCAAAAGCAGCAGCAGCAGCAACAGUUUCAGCGGCAGUCUCAUCUCCCACAACAGUACAACGCAUCUGGGACUGGCAACCAGCUGGUGGAAAGCGGCCACUGCCCUCCCCCCCAGCAGCCCCCUGCCGCCCCAGACACCCAGGACACAGAUGAGCCCUCGUGUGGUGGAGGUCACAUGGUCACCAUGAUCCGGGGAGUAAAACUGCGUCGGACUCUGACCAACGACCGCUCUGCCCCCUUCAUCCUCCUGCCCAACCAAUUCAAAUGAGCCCUUCCCUACCAGUGUAGGUUGUCGGACUCUGACCAACGACCGCUCUGCCCCCUUCAUCCUCCUGCCCAACCAAUUCAAAUGAGCCCUUCCCUACCAGUGUAGGUUGUCGGACUUGGACCAACGACCGCUCUGCCCCCUUCAUCCUCCUGCCCAACCAAUUCAAAUGAGCCCUUCCCUACCAGUGUCGGUUGUCAUCGUUUUGUUUUACGGUUUUCGCUUUUCUUUUAGCCCCGUUUUGAUGACAUUUCUCCUGAGAAAAGAAAGGAUGUUUCCUUUUUGGACGUUUUGUCUCGUGUAAAAGGGUUCCCUCUCUCCAACCAAAUGUCCAGUAGCACUGUGUUUUAAACAGAUUGUUAUAAUAUCCCUCAGAGGGACUCGUAGGUGAAUGUGGCCUCUUUAUCGCUCUGUAAUUUAAGAUUUUUAUACAUACUGUACAAGGAUGUGUGUUGGCUAUAUACAAGAAUUUGAGCGCAUAAAUUAUAAGUUUUAUGUUUCUAUAUUGUUGAGGGGAAAAUGCCUUGCUUACUUAUUAGUCUUAUCACCUGUAUGGUUGGAACCAAUAAAAACCCACACAUAUGUAUAUAUUAGUGUGUUAUACGGAAAUCUUUAUUGUAUUUUUAUUAUUAUCAGUGUCAAUGACAGACUGAAACAGUGGAUGUGUAAUGAAUGAUCCCCUAGAGGAAAUUAAAGACUCAUAACUAGACCUA